Ostrea edulis (European flat oyster) is the source of this 1414-nucleotide messenger RNA. RefSeq names its product proteasomal ubiquitin receptor ADRM1-B-like. Gene Ontology annotation, cellular component: proteasome regulatory particle, lid subcomplex; nucleus; cytoplasm. Gene Ontology annotation, biological process: ubiquitin-dependent protein catabolic process. The transcript is spliced from 10 exons. The record is from RefSeq and is a predicted model, not a curated record. The coding region runs from base 111 to 1286 and encodes 391 amino acids. Lineage: Eukaryota; Metazoa; Mollusca; Bivalvia; Ostreida; Ostreidae. Gene Ontology annotation, molecular function: endopeptidase activator activity; ubiquitin binding; proteasome binding.
GGCGGCCCGGUAAUACCGGCGAGGUCGAAUCAAGUUCCAGAACGGGUUAACAAUAUACGACACUUCCGGAACUUUCGGACUGUCUCUGUGUCUUUUGUACAAAAAGUAAAAUGGCUUCAGGAGCAUUAUUUGGCAGUACUGGUCGUUCCCAAAGCAAAAACCUGGUCGAGUUUAGGGCCGGGAAAAUGUUUAUGAAGGGUAAAAUGGUUCAUCCAGAUAAGAGAAAGGGAUUAGUGUAUGUAUACCAGUCGGAGGACGCCCUUAUGCAUUUCUGUUGGAAAGACCGCACCAACGGAACUGUUGAAGACGACCUGAUCAUAUUUCCAGAGGACACAGAAUUCAAACAGGUGUCACAGUGUACCACUGGUAGGGUGUAUGUUCUCAAGUUCAAGUCACCAGCUCGCAAAUUCUUCUUCUGGAUGCAGGAACCAAAGACCGACAAAGAUGAUGAGUACUGUAAGAAGGUGAAUGACAAUUUAAACAACCCACCCACCCCAGGCUCCAGUAGAGGGGGAGGUCUGGCGUCCGGACUGCCCUCAGAACUCAGCGGACUCGGAGAACAAGACCUGCAGAGUAUCUUGGGUGGAAUGAGUCAGCAACAGUUCAUGCAGCUGAUAGGUGGGAUGGGGAUGGGAGGUCCAGGAGGAGGGUUGUCUGCUCUGAUGGGAGGACGACCCAGCAGUGCUCAGUCGACCGCUUCAGAACCGCCUAUGAGGGUGCAGUCUUCCCCAGGAACCAGAGGGAGUGGGGGAGGGUCUGAGUCCUCCCAGCGACCAGUGACGGCGGCAGCCCUGCCCUCACAAACCCCUCCAACCACUGCUGCACAACAAUCUUCUGGUGGCGCCACCACUCCUAGACAGGCAAUCCGACUCAGCGAUUUACAGAACAUACUCUCAACCAUGAAUGUGCCAGCUGGACCAUCAAAGGACCAAGUGGACCUUGUCAGUGCUCUGAAUCCGGAGUCAAUGAUUCCUAUUCUGGCCAAUAAGGAUGUACAGGAGAGACUGAUCAAGUUUCUGCCAGAAGGGGAAUCCCUUCCAAAGACAGAGGCAGAGCUCAGAAACACUGUACAGUCUCCGCAAUUCCAACAGGCGCUGUCAUCCUUCAGCGCUGCCCUGCAGUCUGGACAGCUGGGCCCGCUGAUGUCACAGUUUGACCUGGGAGAGGACGUGGCUAAUGCUGCUGCACAAGGAGAUUUGGAUGCUUUCGUAAAGGCUAUGCAGGAACAGCAGAAAAAGAAGAAUGAGAAAGGAGAAAAGAAAGAAGAAACUAUGGAUACUGACUAGAUACUGCCAAAUUAUUCAUAUCAAAUACAUGUAUUGUGAGCAGUGCAUAGAUAUAGGUUUGCUAAGUAUGAAUUCUUAUUGUAAUUAAAAGAUUAUUGUUUGAUUGAAAUAAAGGUCCAUUAUCAGAG